This is a messenger RNA of Rosa rugosa (rugosa rose), 1448 nucleotides long. Its product is annotated as putative casein kinase II subunit beta-4. Gene Ontology annotation, cellular component: protein kinase CK2 complex; cytoplasm. The record is from RefSeq and is a predicted model, not a curated record. The transcript has 5 exons. NCBI's taxonomy places the organism in Eukaryota, Viridiplantae, Streptophyta, Magnoliopsida, Rosales, Rosaceae. Gene Ontology annotation, molecular function: protein kinase regulator activity. Bases 238 to 1113 code for a protein of 291 amino acids.
GGUUCCCUAAGAGCAAUUUUGCUCAACAGCUCGUGUUACCCUCUCUCUCGCCCCCCCCAUCUUUUCCCUCCUUCAAACCCUAACCGAUCCCCACAACCCUAAUUCCACCUCCCCCUCUUCACAAAAUCAACCCUUUGAAUCAAACCCACCACCACCCCAUGUACAUAGCUUGAUUGCCCUCCUCAUUUUCCCAAACCCCAGAGCCCAAAAUCGAAAGGGGGGUUCGAAUUCUAGACCAUGUAUAGGGAACGCGGAGGUGGGUCGUCGAAAACAGAGCUCGUCGGUGGGCCGCUGGACCGCAAGCGCAUCAACGAUGCGCUGGACAAGCACCUAGAGAAGUCCUCCCCAUCCACAUCCAGAGCUUUGGCCAAUAGUAAAGACAAAGAGAGGCUCUCUGUGCCCUCCACUUCCGCCGGAAAGUCUCAGCUCGAUCACCGCGCCGCCGCCGCCGCCGCCGCCUCGCUCGCCAAGAACAAGUGCUCCGAUGAGGAAUCUGAGACGGACAGUGAAGAAUCAGAUGUCAGUGGUUCUGAUGGAGACGACACAUCUUGGAUUUCAUGGUUCUGCAAUUUGCGAGGAAACGAAUUUUUUUGUGAAGUCGAUGAUGAAUACAUCCAAGAUGAUUUUAAUCUCUGUGGUUUGAGCAGUCAAGUUCCAUAUUAUGAUUAUGCUCUUGAUCUGAUUUUAGAUGUUGAAUCUUCUCAUGGUGAUAUGUUCACUGAAGAGCAGAAUGAGUUGGUUGAAUCAGCAGCGGAGAUGCUGUACGGUCUUAUUCAUGUUAGAUACAUAUUGACAAGCAAAGGAAUGUCUGCAAUGUUGGAGAAAUACAAAAACUAUGACUUUGGAAGAUGUCCAAGAGUUUACUGCUGUGGACAACCCUGCCUUCCAGUUGGUCAAUCUGACAUUCCUCGAUCAAGCACUGUAAAAAUAUACUGCCCCAAAUGCGAAGAUAUAUAUUACCCUCGAUCCAAGUACCAAGGCAAUAUUGAUGGAGCUUAUUUCGGCACCACAUUUCCGCACCUAUUCUUGAUGACGUAUGGACACCUUAAACCACAAAAGGCUUCACAGAGUUAUGUGCCAAGAGUUUUCGGCUUCAAGCUCCACAAACCAUAGGCAUGUUGCAAACUGCUAAACUUGUCAUGAGAUCUUCCAUUGACCAUCCUUGGUCCUUAUCUUGCUUCAUGCCUCCAUUGAUAAAGGCGUGGGUGUAAGAAGUGAGGUAGAUGCUGUAGCUCCUAAUGUACGAAGAGUGAUCUACCAUUGGAAAUGUUUAAAGAGCAAAUUGCCCUAUUAUAGGAGCAAACCUUGUCUUUGAAUUUAAUCGUGAAAUUUACAGAGCACUUGUAAGAUUAUUUUGUAUCGUUGAUUGAGAUUGACGUGCUUUACAUUUGCACCUUCCUGGUUUUUCAUUCCUUUUACUAUGAUUAAUCAUGCUUCAAAUCUGUCCA